This is a messenger RNA of Vairimorpha ceranae, 156 nucleotides long. RefSeq lists its product as hypothetical. The transcript has a single exon. Bases 1 to 156 code for a protein of 51 amino acids. The record is from RefSeq and is a predicted model, not a curated record. Lineage: Eukaryota; Fungi; Microsporidia; Nosematidae.
AUGCAAUGUAAAAUGUUAAAAAAAACUAGCGAUUUUAGAAAAUGUAAAACAGAAAAAAAUGAUAAAUUUUUAACAAGUGUGAGAACUUGUUUGUGUUUAUUUUCUAAUAUAAAAGCUUACAUGAUAUCAAAAAACUUUUUAAAUAGUAAAAAUUAA